Molecule: messenger RNA, 1324 nt
Organism: Hyaloscypha bicolor E
Lineage: Eukaryota; Fungi; Ascomycota; Leotiomycetes; Helotiales; Hyaloscyphaceae
Product: mannose-6-phosphate isomerase
Exons: 5
Coding region: 1-1227 (408 amino acids)
Biological process (GO): GDP-mannose biosynthetic process; carbohydrate metabolic process
Cellular component (GO): cytosol
Molecular function (GO): zinc ion binding; mannose-6-phosphate isomerase activity
Source: RefSeq, a predicted model, not a curated record
AUGAGUUCCUCAGUCAUUCAGUUAGAAUGCCAGUGCAACAAUUACCCAUGGGGGAAGAAAGGAAGUAGUUCUCUAGCUGCGAAAUAUGCUGCGGCAACACCUGGUGGUCACUUCAAGCUCGACGAGUCGAAAGAGUAUGCUGAGCAAUGGAUGGGAACAUACCCAACAACCCCUUCUCUAGUUCUUGCAACUGGGGAAGACCUCCAGAAGCACAUCAACAGCAACAAAGAGAAGUUAAUUGGGAAAGCAAUUCUUGAUAAAUUUGGAGCCGACCUGCCCUACCUUCCAAAGAUCCUCUCAAUCGCCAAAGCCCUCCCUCUCCAAAUCCACCCAGACAAAGGCCUCGCAGCCAAACUCCACAAGAAAGACCCCGAAAAGUUCGGAGACGCCAACUGCAAGCCCGAAAUCGCAGUCGCUCUCGGAAAAUUCGAAGUCUUCGUUGGCUGGAAACCAAUUCCCGAGAUCCAGCAGCUCUUCACGACCGUCCCCAUUCUCAAAUCACGAUUCACCAAAAGUUCCGAGACACACUUCAAUGGAGAGACGCUGAAGGAGGUCGUUGGCAAGAUCCUUUCCGCAUCCGAUGAGGAGAUUGUGGAGCUCUAUGAGUCGUUGAAGAAGACCGAGGUCAAAGACUUUGGAAAACAUACGUACUUUCCGGAAUUGCUUCCUCGUUUGGCCGAGCAAUAUGAUAAAUCGGAUCCGGGAAAUCUCGUGGCACUGCUCACCAUGAACUAUCUGGUUUUGCAGAAAGGAGACGCUAUCUACGUCCCAGCAGACGGGAUACAUGCAUACCUGAGCGGUGAUAUCGUAGAGUGUAUGGCUCGUUCAGACAACGUCCUCAACACCGGGUUCUGUCCCCGAGCCGAUCGAGACUCAAUCGAGCUCUUCACCGCAGCUCUCACAUUCAGCCCCAAGAAUGCUGACGAAGCUCUUCUCAAGCAGAAGAAGUCGGACAAAGGACUGAAAGGCCAUACGCAAGUCUUGGCUCCACCAUUGAGCGAAUUCGACAUGCUGAUUACGAAGUUGAAAGGCAAGGAGACAGAAACAAUCAAGGCUCUUCAAGGCCUGGCUAUCUUGAUUGUCACUGGAGGAAAGGGGAAGAUGAGGGCUGAGGGUAAGGAGCAUGAGGUGAAGGAGGGAUAUGCCUUCUUUAUUGGGUAUAACACUGAGAUCGAGCUUGCGGCGGAGUCUGGCCUUGAGGCUCACAUUGCUUUUGCUGAGGCUUAAAGAGCCUGAGAUAUCACGGAAUAUAGAAUUCUUUUAGAGACAGUAAAAUAGGGAGAGUAAUGUGGUGAAUGUAUCAACUCAGUCGCCUCUAAUCCCC